UGUGAUAAAUGGAAAAGCUAGAGUUGUUACCAUUCAAAUUAAAGAAUCCACAAGGAUGGCUGGGAAACUUACGUGUGGUAAAAUGGGCAGUAUUAGCGGUUCGUAUGUUGCUCUUUCUGAUCGCAGUGGGUGGGAUGAAAGUGACGCUGUAUAUAUUUCCUAAUUCGAAACAGUCGUUUUUAAAAAGCAUGUCUUCUCCUUACAAAAAGACUCGAGUAACAAAGGAAGAAAUAUUAAAGUUUACUACGUCAACAAAUAUAUUGAAAAACGUUUUCCACAUCUUUUACCAAGAUGUGUUCAAAUCGGCGUCUUUGCACGAGUCUGCUCCAAAUCCUAAACUUUUCAAUGCAAAACAAAAGUCGUUAUGUUAUUUAUCGGAUUUUGUGAAUGGUGAACGCCCUCUCGUGGUGAAUUUUGGUAGUUGCACCUGACCCCCGUUUAUGGCUGCCUUGGAGAAGUUCAUUCAGCUAAUUGGUGAGUUCCAAGAGGUGGCCGAUUUCGUUACAGUUUACAUCGAAGAAGCUCACCCAACUGAUAAAGGAGAUUUCGAGGGUAACUUUGACAUAUCUUCUCACAAGUGCCUUGAAGAGAGACUGAAUGCUGCGGAGGUUCUUGCAAAAAAUGAAAGUCUCCCAUGCCCAUUAUUGAUAGAUUUGAUGACUAAUGAAGCCAAUGUUGCGUAUGGUGCAUUUCCUGAGCGUCUUUACAUAAUUAAACGAGGAAUAAUCGUGUAUGAAGGCGGUAUAGGGCCGAAGGAAUAUAGU
Limulus polyphemus (Atlantic horseshoe crab) is the source of this 764-nucleotide messenger RNA. RefSeq names its product thyroxine 5-deiodinase-like. The transcript is spliced from 5 exons. Gene Ontology annotation, molecular function: thyroxine 5'-deiodinase activity. NCBI's taxonomy places the organism in Eukaryota, Metazoa, Arthropoda, Merostomata, Xiphosura, Limulidae. The record is from RefSeq and is a predicted model, not a curated record. The annotation marks the transcript as partial.